Molecule: messenger RNA, 2146 nt
Organism: Dermatophagoides pteronyssinus (European house dust mite)
Lineage: Eukaryota; Metazoa; Arthropoda; Arachnida; Sarcoptiformes; Pyroglyphidae
Source: RefSeq, a predicted model, not a curated record
AUUUGAUCAGUUUUGUUAAGAUCAUCCAAAUCAUUUUCAUCCGAAAAGGAAAAAACGAAAAAACAAACCAAACAGAUUCGUAAAUUCGUAAAUAAAAUACAUUGUUUGUUCAGUUGAUCACAAUGUCUAGUGUAUUGGUCAUUAUCAUCAUACCUGAUCAACAAUGUGAAAUUGAAGUUGCUGAAAAAGAAAAAUUAGUAAGAAAAUUUUCAACAAAAAAAUUCAAAAAAGAUCUUUCAAUUAAUAUCGAUAAUGAUGAUGAAAAAGAAAUCGAUGAUAAUGAUUCACUUGAAAAUGUUGUAAAAAUUGGUCUCACAUUUCUGGGCAUUCCCGAUGCAACAUGGCAAAAAUCAUUUAAUGGAAAAUAUUGGCAUAUAUUAUUUCCAGUUGAUUUGGAAGAUAGUGAUGUUGUUAUUCAGUAUUUUAAAGCACGUGGUAUUGGAUUACAUCGAAAUUCAUCAAUCGGGAUAAUUCCAUUUUCAUUAUUCUGUUACAAUGAAGAAGCAGCCGAAUUGGAACAAGAAUCAGCAAGUGAAUUGGAUGAAAAAACACGUGAAGUACUUAGUAUUAAAGAAAAGCAAAGUAAAUUUCUUAAAUCAGUUACAGCUCGAUUAACAGUAGCACAAAUUGUAAGCAGUGUUCGUGAUAGUGCUACAUUGACAUUUGAUUUUAUUUGCUAUCUAAUAUUUGCUUCAUGGAUUGCUGCAAUGGGUUUACUUGAUAAUAGUGUUAUCAGCUUGGUAGCCAGUAUGUUGGUAUCACCGAUGAUGGGUCCAGUAAUGGCAAUGACAUUCGGAACGAUUAUUAAGGAUAGAUCAUUGCGUAAUAUGGGAAUCAAAAAUAUUUUCGUUUGUUUAAUGGGCACAAUUUUAUUUGGUUUUAUAUUCGGAAUGAUUGCUUUGAAUUUUACUCAAUCAUGGACCGAUUCAUUAGGAUCAAACAAUACAUAUACUUGGCCUACGGAUAUGAUGCGUGAACGUGGUUUAAUACGAAUCACUUGGGUUGGUACACUUGUUGCAUUUCCUUCAGGUUGUGCUGUUGCUAUUUCACUUUUAUCCGGUAAUGAUGCAUCAUUAGUUGGUGUUGCCAUUUCGGUAUCACUUUUACCACCGGCAGUUAAUGCGGGUUUAUUAUGGGCAUUUUCAUUGUUAAAAUUUUUAUAUUCAUUGGGUGAACCAGGAAAAACAAUGAUACAAUUUCAAUCACAUUUCAAUCAAAGUACAAUGAUAGAAUUACCACAAGCAUUAGUUCCAUUGGAAAAUUAUACCACUGUUUACAGUGAUAAUAUGGCAUUGGAAACACUUUUUCUUGGAUUAUUAAGUUUAUGUCUUAGUUUAAUUAACAUUGCAAACAUUAUCAUUGGAGCUUUGUUAUUAUUGAAGAUCAAAGAAAUAGCACCAUUAUCAAAUCUAUCACCAGUAAGUCGACGAUUCUUUCAAGAAGAUAUCAAGAUUGCUCGAGAAUAUAAUCAAAGAGCUGGACCAAGUAAUCUUAGUGAAGAUGUUCUAAGAGAAUGGGCUACAAUUCAUGGUUAUGAUUCGGAACAAUUAAUGAAACCAGAAUUACGUGCUAUUCAAUUAAAAGCUUUAGAUGAUAUUGCUAAAGAUGUUGAAGCUGAUCAAAUUUUUCAAACUGUUACACGUAGUGUUCAUAAUACCGACAAUAAUAUUGCUCGUAGAUUGAGUACAAGUUUAUUUGUAAACGAUAACAAUGGACUUUAUGGUCGUCGUCAAACAUCAGCAUCUAUUUUUAAUCAUCAUCCACCAACAAUAGUUGUUUCGGAUGCACAGAAUCCUCGAAGACCAAGUUUUGCACAUUUUGCUGGCAACAAUAGACGACGAAUUUCAACGGCUGCAUUAAGAAAUAAUUUGGAUGAAAUGAAUGAUAAUCUAAGUCCAACAAAAACCUAUCAUGGUCAUACAAACAAGGCAUUCUCAUUCAAUGAAAACGAUAUAAAUGAUCAAAAUAAUUGGAAACGUCGUGGUAAUCGUCCGGUUGUAAAACUUGCACCAUGCGAUUCUGAUUCCGGUGCAAGUUUCAAUGAUAAAUCAUCAUCACCACCACCAUCACCAAAAAUGAAUGGAACUCGUUUUUAGCGGAAAAAUUUAAAAUCAUUUCAAAUUUUCUAUUAUCAUUCUCAUUUCUG